Mesitornis unicolor (brown roatelo) is the source of this 580-nucleotide messenger RNA. RefSeq names its product probable carboxypeptidase X1. Gene Ontology annotation, biological process: proteolysis. The transcript has 3 exons. Gene Ontology annotation, molecular function: metallocarboxypeptidase activity; zinc ion binding. Lineage: Eukaryota; Metazoa; Chordata; Aves; Mesitornithiformes; Mesitornithidae. The annotation marks the transcript as partial. The record is from RefSeq and is a predicted model, not a curated record.
AUGGUGUCCCCGUCCCCCUCUGACACGGGGUCCCCCCAGGUGGCCCCCGAGACGCGGGCGGUGAUCGACUGGAUGCAGCGCUACCCCUUCGUGCUGAGCGCCAACCUGCACGGGGGGGAGCUGGUGGUCACCUACCCCUUCGACAUGACCCGCACCUACUGGAAGGCGCAGGAGCUGACCCCCACCCCGGACGACGGCGUCUUCCGCUGGUUGGCCACCGUCUACGCCACCUCCAACCUGGCCAUGGCCAGCGAGGAGCGGCGCCUCUGCCACUACGACGACUUCGCCCGCCUGGGCAACGUCAUCAACGGCGCCAACUGGCACACGGUGCCCGGCAGCAUGAACGACUUCAGCUACCUGCACACCAACUGCUUUGAGAUCACGGUGGAGCUCUCCUGUGACAAAUUCCCGCACGCCUCCGAGCUGCCAGAGGAGUGGGAGAACAACCGGGAGUCCUUGCUGCUCUACAUGGAGCAGGUUCACCGCGGGAUUAAGGGGGUGGUUCGGGAUGCGGACACUGAGGAGGGCAUCGCCAACGCCAUCAUCGCUGUGGAUGGCAUCAACCACGACAUCCGGACGG